Molecule: messenger RNA, 1311 nt
Organism: Notechis scutatus (mainland tiger snake)
Lineage: Eukaryota; Metazoa; Chordata; Lepidosauria; Squamata; Elapidae
Source: RefSeq, a predicted model, not a curated record
AUGCUGCUCCUUCUGGAUAAAUCCAGAGGGGCGGUUGGAGGAUUCUGGGCCUGUGAGGUAGAGGGUAUGAUGAGUGGUGAAGAGGGAGAUCCUGGUCCAAGAGGUCCCCCAGGAAUCCCAGGAAGAGAAGGGUCAAAGGGGAGCAAAGGGGAACGUGGAUUUCCUGGUCUUCAGGGAGAGAAAGGUGAUGAGGGCCUUCAAGGAAUUCCAGGGCUACCUGGUGUGGUAGGACCACCAGGACCUUCUGGCACAAUAGGAAGAUCUGGACAUCCUGGUUCACCAGGAACAAAAGGCGAGAAGGGAAAUGAGGGUGCUCCUGGGAAGCCUGGACCACCUGGUAUGUCAUAUAGUGAAAGUAGUGGCAUGAGCAGCUUAUAUAAACUACAGGGAAGUUCUAGUUAUGCUGGUCCCCCUGGACCUCCUGGCCCAAAGGGGGAGACUGGAGCUGUGGGUGAAGCGGGCCCAAUGGGACUACCAGGCUUAGAAGGACUACCAGGAGAAAAGGGUGACCAGGGAUCAGUGGGACCUCCAGGAGUUCCAGGAAUACCUGGAAAGCAUGGCACUCCAGGGCCACCAGGAAUCCCCGGAGAACCUGGUGAAAGAGGCCCUGUUGGAGAUGUUGGCUUCCCAGGGCCAGAAGGGCCAUCAGGAAUACCAGGCUUAAGUGGGAAAGAUGGAUUGCCUGGUGCUCAGGGUGGAAUGGGUAAACCUGGUGAUAGAGGCCCCAAAGGAGAACGUGGUGAUCAAGGUAUACCGGGAGACAGGGGCCCACAAGGUGAAAGGGGGAAGCCUGGCUUACCAGGAGACCAAGGGCCCCUAGGACCUACUGGAUCUGCAGGGCAAAAAGGCAAUUCAGGAUCUCCAGGUCCAAAGGGCCCUCCAGGUGUCCCAGGAAUUCCAGGAAUACCAGCUGAUUCAAUUUCAUUUGAGGAAAUGAAAAAAUAUGUCAGACAGGAGGUUCUUAGAGUUUUUGAAGAGAGGAUGACUCAGUUUGUGUCUCAGCUGAAGUUGCCUGCUGCUAUGCUAGCUUCCCAAACUCAUGGGAAGCCAGGUCUUCCAGGAAAAGAUGGAUUACCUGGGCCACCUGGGGAACCUGGACCACCAGGCUACAGAGGACAAAAAGGUGAAAGAGGUGAGCCUGGAAUUGGCCUGCCAGGUGAUCCUGGCCCACCUGUUACUGGUAUGCAAGGCCCACAUGGAGCUCCAGGAGAACCAGGUGAGCAGGGAAUACCUGGCCCUGCAGGAAGAUGCAAUCCAGAAGAUUGCUAUUACAAAGUUUCUCAAAGUCAGUCCCGAACAACUGGGAAAUGA